Molecule: messenger RNA, 1698 nt
Organism: Penicillium odoratum
Lineage: Eukaryota; Fungi; Ascomycota; Eurotiomycetes; Eurotiales; Aspergillaceae
Product: serine/threonine-protein kinase RIO1
Exons: 1
Coding region: 1-1698 (565 amino acids)
Biological process (GO): maturation of SSU-rRNA
Cellular component (GO): preribosome, small subunit precursor; cytosol
Molecular function (GO): protein serine/threonine kinase activity; ATP binding
Source: RefSeq, a predicted model, not a curated record
AUGAGUUCUGUAGAGAACCCCGAUCAGGCAUCUGGCCCUGCCGAUGGCCUGGCUCCAUCCCACACAUAUGUGCCUAACCAGGGCUACCUGAACCCAGAGGCCACCGACUCCGCCAUGGCGGGGCAAGAGCCCACCGAGGAGGAGGAAUACGAAGAUGACGAAGAAUACGAUGAUAUCUUUGAUGAAGAAAUGGAUCAGGGAGACUUCCCGUCUUCUAACUCGGGUGAUUUGACCAAGGCCUACAACCGCCAGCGAAAAAUGAACACUCUCGUUGCCGACCCUAAUGCUCCGACCUGGACUUACCCGAAGACGAAUACCCAGAAACCCACCGUCAACACAUACGCAUCAAUUGAUGACCAAGUCAAGUCUUUGACCAAACAUGCUGCCAAGAUCAAGCUCGAUGAACAACAGUCUGGUCUGUCUGCCAAAGGCGACAAGGGAGGAGAUCGUGCGGACCGUGCAACAUCAGAGCAGGUGUUGGAUCCGCGAACUCGCAUGCUUCUUUUGCAGAUGAUCAACCGGGGAUUAGUCUCAGAGAUCCACGGUUGUUUGUCUACCGGAAAGGAAGCAAAUGUUUACGGUGCCAUUUCACUAUCGGAAGAUGACGACGCUCCCCCACAACAUCGGGCUAUCAAGGUGUACAAGACUAGUAUUCUGGUCUUCAAGGAUCGUGACAAGUACGUCACUGGUGAAUUUCGUUUCCGCCAAGGAUACAGUAAGAGCAACAACCGAGCGAUGGUGAAGCUGUGGGCUGAAAAGGAGAUGCGAAACCUGCGGAGAAUCUACUCUGCUGGUAUCCCCUGCCCUGAGCCUAUCUACCUCCGUCUGCACGUUCUUGCCAUGGGUUUCAUUGGUAACUCCAAGGGAGUUGCUGCACCGCGACUCAAGGAUGUUGAGUUUGAUAUUCCUGAGCCUGAUGUUCGCUGGAGAGCUUUGUACAUGGAGUUGCUGGGUCACAUGCGGGUUAUGUACCAGGUCUGUAGGCUCGUGCACGCUGAUCUGAGCGAGUAUAAUAUUCUCUACCACAAAGAUCGUCUGUACAUCAUUGACGUUAGUCAGAGUGUUGAGCAUGACCACCCGCGCAGCUUGGAGUUCCUCCGGAUGGAUAUCAAGAAUGUCAGCGAUUUCUUCCGCCGUAAGGGUGUGCACGUCUUGUCUGAGCGGACUCUCUUUGAGUUUAUCCUGGCGCCUGAAGGCCCCAAGGAUCCCACUUAUGGCAAUGAAGAGAUGACCGAGGCCAUCGAAAAGCUAUUCACUGCUCGCGAUGAGGCUGGUGUCACUAACGAGUCUGAAGAAGUCGACACUGCUGUGUUCCGUCAGCAAUAUAUCCCCCAGACUCUGGAGCAGGUUUAUGACGUUGAACGUGACGCCGAAAAGGUUCAUGCCGGUACUGGCACGGAUCUUGUUUACAAAGACCUUUUGGCUACCGGCAAGGUGAAGCAAGCCGUCUAUGAGGAUGAGUCGGAGUCUGAUGCUAGCGGUGGAGUUUCGGUAUCUGGCUCUGAAUCUGGCGAUGAGGAAGAGGAAAAGGAUCCUUUUGCUCCCAAGCCACCUCGUGGUAAGCGCUUCGAGGACAAAGAUGCCAAGCGUGAGCACAAGGCGAAGGUCAAGGAAGAGAAGCGUGACCAACGCACCAAGAAGAUGCCCAAGCAUCUGAAGAAGAAGCUUGUCUCCACUUCUGCCCGCAAGAAGAAAUGA